Lachancea meyersii CBS 8951 is the source of this 2091-nucleotide messenger RNA. Lineage: Eukaryota; Fungi; Ascomycota; Saccharomycetes; Saccharomycetales; Saccharomycetaceae. The record is from the annotation of a GenBank genome assembly.
AUGAGUACGCCAUUUGGUCUAGAUCUAGGUAACCACAACAGUGUUCUGGCUGUUGCCAGAAACAGAGGUAUCGACAUUGUGGUCAACGAAGUGUCGAACAGAGCAACACCAUCGAUGGUGGGAUUCGGCCAAAAAAAUAGAUUUUUGGGUGAAGCUGCCAAAAACAAGCAGACCUCGAACAUCAAGAACACCGUGGAGAGUCUAAAACGUAUCAUCGGCAUGAACUACGACGACGUGGACUUUGAGACCGAGAGCAAAUACUUUCAGUCGAAGCUGGUGAAGCUUGAAGACGGCAAGAUCGGCGCCCAGGUCAGAUUGGGCGGCGAGCAAGCCGUGUUUUCUGCCACCCAGCUGGUGGCCAUGUUCAUCAACAAGGUUAAGAACACCGUGAUCGAGGACACCAAGGGCAGCAACAUCACCGAUGUCGCCAUCGCCGUUCCAGCUUGGUACACCGAAGAGCAACGUUACGCCGUGGCUGACGCUGCCAGAAUCGCUGGCCUGAACCCAGUGAGAGUCGUCAACGACGUCACCGCCGCUGCCGUGACCUACGGUGUCUUCAAGAGCGAAAUGCCAGAGGGUGAGCAAAAGCCAAGAAUUGUCGCUUUCGUCGACAUCGGCCACUCCACCUACACCUGCAGCAUCGGUGCCUUCAAGAGAGGCGAGAUGAAAAUCUUGGGUACCGCCUACGACAAGCACUUUGGUGGUAGAGACUUCGACCGUGCCAUCACCGAGCACUUUGCUGACGAAUUCAAGACCAAGUACAAGAUCGACAUCAGAGAGAACGCCAAGGCCUACAACAGAGUCAUCACUGGCGCUGAAAGACUAAAGAAGGUCUUGUCUGCCAACACCGCUGCUCCUUUCUCCGUGGAAUCGGUCAUGAACGACGUUGACGUUUCCUCGCAAAUGAGCCGUGACGAAUUGGAGAAGUUGGUCCAGCCUUUGUUGGAGCGUGUCACUGACCCAAUCACCAGAGCUUUGUCCGAGGCCAACUUGAAGCCCGAAGACGUCGACUUUGUUGAGAUCAUCGGUGGUACCACUCGUAUCCCAUGCUUGAAGAACGCUAUCUCUGAAGCUUUCGGCAAGCCAUUGUCCACAACUCUAAACCAAGAUGAAGCUAUUGCCAAGGGUGCUGCCUUCAUCUGCGCCAUCCACUCGCCAACCAUGAGAGUGCGUCCAUUCAAGUUUGAGGAUGUUCACUCUUACUCUGUCUCUUACUCCUGGGACAAGCAAGAAGAAGACGAGGACCAUCUAGAGGUUUUCACCGCUGGCUCCCAGUUCCCUUCCACCAAGAUGAUCACCCUUCACCGUACCGGUGACUUCUCCAUGGAGGCUAACUACACCAACCCAGAAAAGCUACCAGCUGGUGUCCCUGCUCACAUCGCCAAAUGGGCUAUUUCUGGCGUGAACGUCCCAAGCGGUCAAACUUCUGUUCCAGUUAAGCUGAAACUAAGAUGCGACCCAUCCGGCUUGCACACCAUCGAGAGCGCCUACUCCGUGGAAGACAUCGAAGUCGAGGAAGAGGUUCCUCGCGCUGCCGAUGCUCCAGAAGACGCUGAGCCAGAAUACAAGAAGGUUACCAAAACUGUCAAGAAGGAUGACCUAACUAUUGUUGCUCACAAUUUUGCUCUGCCCGCUGAAAAGUUGAACGAGCUGAUCGAAAAGGAAAACGAGCUUUUCGCUCAAGACAAACUUGUUGCCGAAACCGAGGACCGCAAGAACGCUCUAGAAGAGUACAUCUACACUUUGCGUGGUAAGCUAGAUGAGGAAUACUCUAGCUUCGCUUCGGACGACGAAAAGACAAAGCUAACAGACAUGUUGGCCAAGGCUGAAAACUGGCUGUAUGAAGAUGGUUACGACUCUACCAAGGCCAGAUAUAUCGCCAAGUAUGAAGAAUUGGCUUCUUUGGGUAACAUGAUCAGAGGUAGAUACCUUGCUAAGGAGGAAGAGAAGAAACAAUCUUUGAGGGCCAAGCAGGAAGCCGAAAGAAUGGCCGAGAUGGCCGAGAAGCUGGCUGCUCAGAGAAAGGCUGAGGCUGAAAAACAAGAGGAAACCCCAAAGGCCGAUGCUGAGGGCGAUAUCGAUUUGGAUUAA